This is a messenger RNA of Sus scrofa (pig), 2336 nucleotides long. The record is from RefSeq and is a predicted model, not a curated record. Lineage: Eukaryota; Metazoa; Chordata; Mammalia; Artiodactyla; Suidae.
AGAAAAGCAGGGCUAGAAUUGGAAUCCAAAGCCCAGCAUGGCAGGAGAGGAUGUGGGGGCUCCACCCGAUCACCUCUGGGUUCACCAAGAGGGUAUCUACCGCGACGAAUACCAGCGCACGUGGGUGGCCGUCGUGGAAGAGGAGACGAGUUUCCUAAGGGCCCGAGUUCAGCAAGUUCAGGUUCCUUUAGGUGACGCCGCCAGGCCAAGUCACCUUCUUACCUCCCAGCUACCUCUCAUGUGGCAACUCUACCCUGAGGAGCGCUACAUGGAUAACAACUCUCGCUUGUGGCAGAUCCAGCAUCACUUAAUGGUCAGGGGAGUACAGGAGCUGUUGCUUAAGCUUUUGCCUGAUGAUUAAUCUGGUGCUGGGAUCUGGGAAGAUAAGCCCCUCUGCUCUGUUCAGUACAUGGCAGUCACGUCAUCCGUCCCUGCAGUGCACCCCCCCGUGGGCCUGGGGGGAGGGAGGGGGUUGAAAAACUGUUCAAGAACACGGAAGUUUAGGAAGGGCCAUGAAGAACACCGAAAGCGGAACUGCAGAAAAAGGGUUAUGCAGGCAGAAAGCAAGUCGACAAAAGCACUUAGUUAGGACACGUAACUUGAAAUUGACUCCUUUGGAAAUUGCCAUAGAACCUUUAAUGGACAUCAUCAGCUGGAACUGGGAUCUGAUGAAUCCCCCAAAAGUCAGCACCUGCUACAGAACAGAUGCCCUGAUCACCAAGGACUUGGUACUGAUUUAGAGAGAAGAGAGCAGCAUCAACAUCUAUUUGUCGCUUAUUGCCCUGCAGCAAUCCACCUGCCUUUCCUUCUCCCAUCCUGUAAAUAUCCCAGAUUUUGCUCCAGUGUUUCCCAUCCCAGUACUGACCUAACUUGGACCCACCAAGAACUUAGGGGGCUCUGAGGAAAAAAAAAAAAAAAAAAAAGCAGAUCAUUUGCAUUAAUGAAAUUAGCUACAAAGGCUCCUGGGCCUUUUUCCUUUCUGAAAUUGUGUCUUCAAAUUAUUAGAAGUUGCUGAUCAGAAUCGUGGGCACUUAAAUUAUUCCCUGGUUACAAAUAUUUUAAAUAAGUUGCUUUCUGUUAGAACUCCAAAAAGCGUUUUAGCUGCUUAACUAGCACCUCUCUCAGGAAGUAAUAAUAGCACUAGGUAUUGCUGAUUCACUACCUGCUAAAGAAUUUCCUGAGUUAAAAUAGUCAUAGCGGUUUACAUACAGAAAAAGCAAGGUUUUGCUGGAGUUCUCUUGUGGCGCAGCGGGUUAGUUACAGAUCUGGCAUUGUCACUGCAGCGGCUUGGGUCUCUGCUGUGGCUCAGGUUCAUUCCCUGGCCCAAGAGGUUCCGCAUGCCUCUGGUGCCGUCAAAACAAAACAAACCAAAAAAAAAAAAAAAAAAAAGUAAGGUUUUACUUUUUAAAAAAAUCUUGGGAAUAAUACCUAUCACGUAUUGAGGCCUUCCUGCCUGCCAGGCACGGUUCCAUGCGCUUUCUAUUCGUUAUCACUUUACUCCUUCCCUAAAUGCUUUCAGGUAGGUAUGAUCCCCGUUUUACACACAACUAAUAAGGAAAAAGGCUCAAGGAGUUAAAUCACUUAUCACGGGCGGUUCUGUGAAAGACAGAGCCCAGCAGUGAGGCGGUCUCCUCGGGCUGCAGCGCCGGCCCCUCUAGCCCAACGCUAGUUUACGAUAGUCAAGAUGAGUUGAAUUCAAAGGAUUUUUUUUUCCCCAUGUAAAGCUAUUUAUAUCUUCUAAGUCAACUGGAAUAUUAUAAAAAUACAGUUGUUUCAUCCUUGAAACGGGAAGAGUAUUUCUUAGUGCACUCGUUUUGCAGCGAUUGUAAGAGCAUCCUGCUUGUCUCAAGAAAAUUCCAUCUAGAAAGGCUUUAACGUCUAUCUGUAUAAAAUUCAAAAUAAAAAUCAUCUUUCUUAUUUUAGUUUUCUGGAUAUGCCGCAGAAGGAUCCGUGCCAGAAACAAGCCUGUGAAAUACAGAAAUGUUUACAAGCCAAUAACUACAUGGAAUCUAAGUGUCAGGCUGUCAUCCAAGAACUGCGUAAGUGUUGUGCCCGGUACCCCACGGGGAGAUCUCGCGUCUGUUCGGGAUUUGAGAAAGAAGAGGAAGACCAACUGCCGCCGAAGCCCGCCUCACAGUAAAGUUCUGCUGACCAGUUGGAUGCUGCUCCUCAUUCCCACCACGCGGGGUUUAUUUCUCCUCCUGACUCUGUCUUCAGGCCAGGUAGCAGCAAAUAGCCAGUGAAAAUGUCAACUGUAAAGGUUAAUAUGCCAUCUAUGCAGAACAAAUACGAAUACAUUGAACAAAUUUGUACAAUGUAAUAAACAGCUGCUAAAA